Messenger RNA from Pseudo-nitzschia multistriata, 1658 nucleotides. The record is from the annotation of a GenBank genome assembly. NCBI's taxonomy places the organism in Eukaryota, Bacillariophyta, Bacillariophyceae, Bacillariales, Bacillariaceae.
GCCAUCUGAUAUUCGAAAAUCGAACGAAGAAGGUUCUAGAAAAUGCUUACAUCAUCGUCAUUGUAAAGAAAGUUUCACUUGUUCGAUUUCAAAUACGUACUCCUAGGCGCAACGUAUCACUCUCACAAUCUACAUUUUAUAGAAGGAAAGAAAGAAAUCCAUCAUGUUCCAAACAGCUAGCAGAUUCUUGGGAAAGGCCCAGCAUCGAACAAUGACUCUAGGAGCUCCUAGGAGAGGCUUGAAGGCCUUCUCGUCAGGUUAUCCAACCUGCAUCGACAGCCAAAAACACGACACUCCCUCUUACGACAUUAUUCCAAAGGAAGAUUUCGGUCAAUUUAAAGAGUACUCAGUUAUCCACACCAACCGGUCGUUGAAUUUGAUGUCCGAUCCAUUUCAAAAGGUAAUGCGCGAUCUGAAUUCCCUUUUGAAAGCAACCUACAAUGCUGACAAAGUCGCAAUAAUUCCAGGAUCGGGUACAUUUGGUAUGGAAGCUGUUGCUCGCCAGUUUGCAACAGACGAGCACGUCAUGGUGAUCCGAAACGGAUGGUUCUCCUAUCGGUGGACAGAGAUUUUUGAGAUGGGAAAUAUACCAAAGUCCCAUACUGUGUUGAAGGCAAAACCUAUCGACCUAGCAACUGAUCAACAUAAUUAUCAGUACGCACCUUGUCCUGUAGAUGAAGUAGUGGCAAAGAUCUAUGAAGAGCGACCAGCGACCCUCUUUUGCGCUCACGUAGAGACCAGUACUGGCAUGAUCUUGCCCGAUGAUUACAUUCGUAAGGUUUCCGAGGCGAUGCAUGACGUGGGCGGACUCUUUGUUUUGGAUUGUAUUGCAAGUGGCACAAUUUGGGCAGAUAUGGAAGAUCUCGGCGUCGAUGUGGUUAUUUCUGCUCCUCAAAAGGGAUGGACUGGACCAUGCUGUGCUGGUUUGGUCAUGAUGUCUGAUCGAGCAAAACAAAAGAUGGAAACAACGAAGGAAACAUCUUUUGCAAUGAGUUUGAAACGAUGGUCCGCAAUUAUGGACACAUGUAAGUUGUCAGAAAGUAUUUUAUUUGUUUCAGGAAAACUUUCGUUUUCGUAGAUUUGCUUGGAAGUAUCCUAUUCUAAUGUGCAUCUUUUUGUUCAUCACAGAUGAAGCUGGAGGAUUCGGAUACCACACAACCAUGCCUACGGAUGCACUGCGAGAUUUCCAUGAAAUAUCCGUCGAGACUCUGAAAGUUGGGCUUCCGGAACUGAAGGAAGGUCAAUACAAGCUAGGAAAGCGAGCUCGAGCAAUGCUGGAUGAAAGGGGUCUUACAAGCGUAAGUGCUCCAGGGUUUCAAGCUCCUGGUGUCUUGGUGUACCAUUCUCCGGCAACAGUCGAGAAUGCAGAAAUGAUGACCAAGUUCAAGAAGAAAGGUUUGCAAAUUGCGAUGGGUGUCCCAUGGAAAUUGGACGAACCAGAAGGAAUGAGGACAUUCCGUCUGGGUUUAUUUGGUCUGGAUAAAAUUGGGGAUAUUGAUGAAACUGUUAACACUCUGACAGUAGCAUUGGAUCCAAUUCUUGGGGAAAUGGAAAACAAUAUUGCCUUUUCAAAAAUAGCUGUUUGAAAGGACACUGAUAUACCUCUGGCUUCCAUAAUACAUAAAUAGAACUGUACGAAAUAAAUUGAUGUAAAUUAA